GUCAGUCCAUUGGCGCGCUUAGUUCACUCCAAGACAGUCUACAAUGAAAUACCUGGCAAUUAUUGCUCUGCUUUUGCCCCUCGUCUAUGGCGCUGUGGUGCCAAGGUCCCAGCAAGCCGAUGUGGAUCUUAUUCCCGAUAUUUCCACGGCCGAGGAUGGCAAGGAUAGCAUUCUGAUCCCCGAUAUGUCGGUGGCCAGCGAUGCUGAUGAAACCGUGCCCAGCAAAUCCUUCCGUCAGCUAUUCCGUAAGGAGGAAGCUUCUGUGCCCGAUAUGUCCGUCGCUGCCGAGGCUGAGGAUAACCACACUGCCCAGGCUAAGGUUCAGGUUCCCGACAUGUCCGUUGCCGCCGAUGCUCUAGACAAAGUUGAGGCUAAUGUCGAUCUUGUACCCGACAUGUCCGUUGCCGCCGAUGCUCUGGACAAGGUUGAAGCUAAUGUCGAUCUUGUACCCGACAUGUCCGUCGCCAGCGAUGCCCUGUAAACCGUGUGUUAACAAAACAAGCAGAAAAUCCGUCUCUUAAUAUUAACUAUGUUUAUGUGUAUUGUAUUUUUAAGUUUUUCUAUUUAUAUCAGCAGCAAUAAUAAAUUACAAAGACUUCGUUUAGAAGUGCGCAUUGA
Messenger RNA from Drosophila nasuta, 618 nucleotides. RefSeq lists its product as uncharacterized. Bases 44 to 481 code for a protein of 145 amino acids. The transcript is spliced from 4 exons. The record is from RefSeq and is a predicted model, not a curated record. Lineage: Eukaryota; Metazoa; Arthropoda; Insecta; Diptera; Drosophilidae.